AUGUUAUUCAAUCUUAUCAUAAUAAAUUUAAAUAUUAUUUUUUUGUUAACUAUGGAAUUAAACGAAUUUACCGUAUUACCUAUUAGAAUUCCUAUUAUUGAAAAUUGUACUAACUUUUUGGGAUUAAUAUUUAUAAUUUUAUUUUUCAAACAUUUGGUUAAUUUUAAACAUUAUCAUAUAAAUAUAAGAAUAAUGUUAAUUACAAUGCUUAUUUAUUUUAUAUUUAUAAUAAGUUCAAGAUUUUUGAUAUUUUUGGCAUUAUUAGAAGGCAAAAUUCUUCGAUCUGUUACAUUUGGUUCACAAAAUAUCUGUUUCUUUUUUUUUCUAAUUCAUCGUGUUGGAUUUUUAGGUUAUAAUUCUAUUUUUUAUAUAAUUGUUAUUGAAAGAACAAUUGCAAGUAUUAGAUAUAAAACAUAUGAAAAUGAAAAAAAAAAGUUGUUAUGUAUUACUAUUGUUUGCCUACACUCCUUAACUAUAUUUGUUAUAAUGUUUUUUCGUUUAAGAGAAUUUGCAAAAAAUAACAAAGAAAUCAACAGAAUACCAUGUUUAAGAAGAAAUGUUGAUAAUGGAUUUUUAAAUGUUAUAUCAUAUGUAAUUUUAAUCAUGACAACAAUAUCUUCUCUAACGUUUUUUAUAUUACUAAUAAUUAAUAAAAAACUAUAUAUAAAAUCAAAUUUAAGAUUUUCAAAAAAUAUCCUUUCUACAAAAUAUCAAAUAUUAGAAAAUUUGCUAUUUCUAAAAGCUCUCCUACCAUGUAUUUUGAAUUUCUUGAUAUCUAGUGUUUUAAAUGGAAUGCUUUUUAUAUAUAUAAUUAGUGAACUUAUAAAAGGAAUAAAUUCAUUGGAGAAAGAAAUAUAUAUUGUAGAGAUGGGACAAAUAUCAGAUAUCAUUUUUUCAAUAUCAUUUGUUACUAUCCCUUUAACAACAUAUAUCACAUUUAAAAGAUUAAAAAAAAUGUAUCUUAAAAAAAACAAUCAUAAUUUAUAUGAUGUCAAAAAACAAAAAGUACCAAAAAACAAUCAAAUACAACCAACUACUGUUAAUGAUAUAUAUUUUAACCAAUUUAAUAAACAAUGGGAUUGUCAGAAACCAAAAAAAUAA
This is a messenger RNA of Strongyloides ratti, 1101 nucleotides long. Its product is annotated as 7TM GPCR, serpentine receptor class ab (Srab) family-containing protein. Lineage: Eukaryota; Metazoa; Nematoda; Chromadorea; Rhabditida; Strongyloididae. The transcript has a single exon. The record is from RefSeq and is a predicted model, not a curated record. The coding region runs from base 1 to 1101 and encodes 366 amino acids.